This is a messenger RNA of Diceros bicornis minor, 4137 nucleotides long. It is a transcript of the gene NOS3, whose product is annotated as nitric oxide synthase 3. Gene Ontology annotation, molecular function: nitric-oxide synthase activity; NADP binding; calmodulin binding. Gene Ontology annotation, biological process: nitric oxide biosynthetic process. The transcript has 25 exons. The coding region runs from base 1 to 3702 and encodes 1233 amino acids. Lineage: Eukaryota; Metazoa; Chordata; Mammalia; Perissodactyla; Rhinocerotidae. The record is from RefSeq and is a predicted model, not a curated record.
AUGGGCAACUUGAAGAGCGUGGGCCAGGAGCCUGGACCACCCUGCGGCCUGGGGCUGGGGCUGGGCCUUGGGCUGUGUGGCAAGCAGGGCCCAGCCUCCCCGGUGGCAUCAGAGCCCAGCCGGGCACCCGCACCCACAUCCGCACCCACACCCCUGCCUGCGCCAGACCACAGCCUUCCGCUUGCCCGGCCCCCGCAGGGGCCCAAGUUCCCUCGUGUGAAGAACUGGGAGGUGGGGAGCAUCACCUACGACACGCUGAGUGCCCAGUCCCAGCAGGAUGGGCCCUGCACGCCAAGACGCUGCCUGGGCUCUCUGGUAUUUCCACGGAAACUGCAGAGCCGGCCAUCCCAGGGCCCUCUACCUCCUGAGCAGCUGCUGAGUCAGGCCAGGGACUUCAUCAACCAGUACUAUGGCUCCAUCAAGAGGAGCGGCUCCCAGGCCCAUGAGCAGCGGCUUCAGGAGGUGGAAGCUGAGGUGGCAGCCACAGGCACUUACCAGCUUCGGGAGAGCGAGCUGGUGUUCGGGGCCAAGCAGGCCUGGCGCAACGCUUCCCGCUGUGUGGGCCGGAUCCAGUGGGGGAAGCUGCAGGUGUUCGAUGCCCGGGACUGCAGCUCUGCACAGGAGAUGUUCACCUACAUCUGUAACCACGUCAAGUACGCCACCAACCGGGGCAACCUCCGCUCAGCCAUCACAGUGUUCCCCCAGCGUGCCGCGGGCCGCGGAGACUUCCGAAUCUGGAACAGUCAACUGGUGCGCUACGCGGGCUACAGGCAGCAGGACGGCUCUGUGCGGGGGGACCCAGCCAAUGUGGAGAUCACUGAGCUCUGCAUCCAGCACGGCUGGACCCCGGGAAAUGGACGCUUUGACGUGCUGCCCCUGCUGCUCCAGGCCCCAGAUGAACCCCCGGAACUCUUCACUCUGCCCCCCGAGCUGGUCCUCGAGGUGCCUCUGGAGCAUCCCACGCUGGAGUGGUUCGCGGCCCUGGGCCUGCGCUGGUACGCGCUCCCGGCAGUGUCCAACAUGCUGCUGGAAAUCGGGGGCCUGGAGUUCCCGGCGGCCCCUUUCAGCGGCUGGUACAUGAGCACUGAGAUCGGCAUGCGGAACCUGUGUGACCCUCACCGCUACAACAUUCUGGAGGAUGUGGCCGUCUGCAUGGACCUGGAUACCCGGACGACCUCAUCGCUGUGGAAAGAUAAGGCAGCAGUGGAAAUCAACUUGGCUGUGCUGCACAGCUACCAGCUGGCCAAAGUGACCAUUGUGGACCACCACGCCGCCACAGCCUCCUUCAUGAAGCACCUAGAGAAUGAGCAGAAAGCAAGGGGCGGCUGCCCUGCCGACUGGGCCUGGAUUGUGCCCCCCAUCUCAGGCAGCCUCACCCCUGUCUUCCAUCAGGAGAUGGUCAACUAUGUCCUGUCCCCUGCCUUCCGCUACCAGCCAGACCCCUGGAAGGGGAGUGCAGCCAAGGGCACGGGCCUCACCAGGAAGAAGACCUUUAAGGAAGUGGCCAAUGCGGUCAAGAUCUCUGCCUCCCUCAUGGGCACCGUGAUGGCGAAGAGAGUGAAGGCGACAAUCCUGUAUGGCUCCGAGACCGGCCGGGCCCAGAGCUACGCACAGCAGCUAGGGAGGCUCUUCCGGAAGGCUUUUGACCCCCGGGUCCUGUGCAUGGAUGAGUAUGAUGUGGUGUCCCUUGAGCAUGAGACGCUGGUGCUGGUGGUGACCAGCACAUUUGGGAAUGGGGAUCCACCAGAGAAUGGAGAGAGUUUUGCUGCAGCCCUGAUGGAGAUGUCGGGCCCCUACAACAGCUCCCCUCGGCCAGAGCAGCACAAGAGUUACAAAAUCCGCUUCAACAGCCUCUCCUGUUCAGACCCACUGGUGUCUUCCUGGCGGCGGAAGAGAAAGGAAUCCAGUAACACAGACAGCGCAGGGGCACUGGGGACCCUCAGGUUCUGUGUGUUCGGGCUGGGCUCCCGGGCAUACCCCCACUUCUGCGCCUUUGCUCGUGCGGUGGACACACGGCUGGAAGAGCUAGGUGGGGAGCGGCUCCUGCAGCUGGGCCAGGGCGACGAGCUGUGCGGCCAGGAAGAGGCCUUCCGCGGCUGGGCCCAGGCCGCUUUCCAGGCCUCCUGUGAGACUUUCUGCGUGGGUGAGGACGCCAAGGCCGCCGCCCAGGACAUAUUCAGCCCCAAACGGAGCUGGAAGCGCCAGAGGUACCGGCUGAGCACCCAGACUGAGGGCCUCCAGCUGCUGCCAGGCCUGAUCCACGUGCACCGGCGGAAGAUGUUCCAGGCUACAGUCCUCUCAGUGGAAAACCUGCAAAGCAGCAAGUCCACCCGGGCCACAAUCCUGGUGCGCCUGGACGCUGGAGGCCAGGAGGGGCUUCAGUACCAGCCAGGGGACCACAUAGGCAUCUGCCCACCCAACCGGCCCGGCCUCGUGGAGGCGCUGCUGAGCCGUGUGGAGGACCCGCCGCCAGCAGGCGAGCCCGUGGCAGUGGAACAGCUGGAGAAGGGCAGCCCUGGUGGCCCUCCCCGCAGCUGGGUGCGGGACCCCCGGCUGCCCCCGUGCACGCUGCGCCAGGCUCUCACCUUCUUCCUGGACAUCACUUCCCCGCCCAGCCCUCAACUCCUUCGACUGCUCAGCACCCUGGCCGAAGAGCCCAGCGAACAACAGGAGCUUGAGACCCUCAGCCAGGACCCCCGGCGCUAUGAGGAGUGGAAGUGGUUCCGCUGCCCCACGCUGCUGGAGGUGCUGGAGCAGUUUCCAUCGGUGGCACUGCCGGCCCCCCUGCUCCUCACCCAGCUGCCCCUGCUCCAGCCCCGGUACUACUCCGUCAGCUCAGCCCCCAGCGCCCACCCCGGAGAAAUCCACCUCACAGUAGCCGUGCUGGCAUACAGGACCCAGGGUGAGGCUGCGGGGACAGGGCCAGGGCCACACAGUGAGCCCGGGAUGGGCCCCUCACUGACCCCUUCUCCUCCCCAAUCCCUAGAUGGGCUGGGCCCCCUGCACUACGGAGUCUGUUCCACAUGGCUGAGCCAACUCAAGGCCGGAGACCCUGUGCCCUGCUUCAUCAGGGGGGCACCCUCCUUCCGGCUGCCUCUGGAUCCCAGCUUACCCUGCAUCCUGGUGGGCCCCGGCACCGGGAUCGCCCCCUUCCGGGGAUUUUGGCAGGAGCGGCUACACGACAUUGAGAGCAAAGGGCUGCAGCCUGCCCCCAUGACCUUGGUGUUUGGCUGCCGAUGCUCCCAGCUCGACCACCUCUACCGCGACGAGGUGCAGGAUGCCCAGCAACGCGGGGUAUUUGGCCGCGUCCUCACCGCCUUCUCCCGAGAGCCCGACAGCCCUAAGACCUACGUGCAGGACAUCCUGCGGACGGAGCUGGCUGCUGAGGUGCACCGCGUGCUGUGCCUCGAAAGGGGGCACAUGUUUGUCUGCGGCGAUGUCACCAUGGCAACCAGCGUCCUGCAGACGGUGCAACGCAUCCUGGCCACGGAGGGCGACAUGGAGCUGGACGAGGCCGGCGACGUCAUCGGCGUGCUGCGGGAUCAGCAACGCUAUCAUGAGGACAUUUUCGGGCUCACGCUGCGCACCCAGGAGGUGACAAGCCGCAUACGCACCCAGAGCUUUUCCUUGCAGGAGCGGCAUCUGCAGGGUACAGUGCCCUGGUCGUUCGACCUGCCCGGCCAAGACACCUCCUGCCCCUGAGAGCCCUCCUGCUUUCUACCCCAGUCCCGGAGAGGGGUCGUCAGUCCACUCUGGCUCUGCCGCUCCCCUGUCGGCAUGACCAGGACCAGCCACCACCCCUUCUCUCCCCUCGUCUGUCCAGAGUCUGCCGAGACUCGCCUUAUUCCUGGGAAUGAGCGAAUGUCCCUUUCUCUCUCUAGGCCCCUUCCCUUACCCCCGUCUGACUAAAUCUGGAAGGCCCCUCCCAGCAGUGGUAUUCCAGGGCCCACUGUCACCCCUUUCGUGUUCUUUAGGUGAAUUUUAAAUCCCCUUACCUCUCUCAGGACUAUCUUAUCUUGACACCUAAUCUCUAAAUGAUUCAAAUAUUUAUUAUUGAAGAUUCACCAUGAGACUGGACCAGAUGCUAUGAGAGCUACUAAGAUGCCUAACCCAGCCCCUGUCGAUUAAAAUUAUAGA